AUGCGGCGCGCCUCGCCGUACUCGUACGCCGUCUUCGAGCGCCUCGUCCAGGAGCACUUCCCAUUCCGGCGCCGCCUCUUCCAGUUGCACGCGCUGCUCCUCACCUCCGGCGUGCUGCUCCUUGACCUUGACCCCCGACGCUCCUCCCCGCCGCCGCCUUUCCUUACAACUGCCUCGCGCACGCGCACCUCCGCGUCCCUGCCGCCGCCCCCUCGCACAACCCGACCGCACCGCUGCGCCUCUUCUCCGCCAUGCUCGCCCGCGGCGGGCGCCCCGACCGCCACUCCUUCUCAUCCCUCCUCAAGUCCGCCUCUGCCUCAGGGGGCGCUCCACGCACAGGGCCUCCGCCGCGGCCUCGCGGCCGACCGCUUCGUCGCCUGCUCGCUCGUCAGCGCCCACGGCUGA
Miscanthus lutarioriparius is the source of this 405-nucleotide messenger RNA. The record is from the annotation of a GenBank genome assembly. NCBI's taxonomy places the organism in Eukaryota, Viridiplantae, Streptophyta, Magnoliopsida, Poales, Poaceae.